AUGACCCAUGGCCACGACAUAGCCCAAGCACAAAGACACGGACUUAGUUCCGAAACAAGUUCUAGAACAACAGCCACUCUCUGGUUGGUUGCAUCGUUUAAUGAGUUGUUUCAAUUACAAAGAGGUGAAUCUUUCCACAAUAGAGCGCAACGAGGCAGGAUUAUCUUUUGUUCUACACAAAACGAGUAA
Messenger RNA from Spathaspora passalidarum NRRL Y-27907, 189 nucleotides. RefSeq lists its product as uncharacterized. The coding region runs from base 1 to 189 and encodes 62 amino acids. Lineage: Eukaryota; Fungi; Ascomycota; Pichiomycetes; Serinales; Debaryomycetaceae. The record is from RefSeq and is a predicted model, not a curated record. The transcript has 2 exons.